Setaria italica (foxtail millet) is the source of this 878-nucleotide messenger RNA. Its product is annotated as viral IAP-associated factor homolog. Bases 423 to 809 code for a protein of 128 amino acids. Gene Ontology annotation, cellular component: cytoplasm. Gene Ontology annotation, biological process: protein folding. The record is from RefSeq and is a predicted model, not a curated record. The transcript has 2 exons. Lineage: Eukaryota; Viridiplantae; Streptophyta; Magnoliopsida; Poales; Poaceae.
UCGAUUCCAUCCCAACACGCCUCCCUUCCCCGACGCCGCGCCGCCUCCCUCUCCCGACUCCCCUUCAUCCCGACGCCGCGCCCCCUCCUCUGGUGCCCUCCCCCGGCGCCCACUCCUCCGCCGCCUCCUCCGACGCCCUCCCCCGGUGCCGCCUCCUCCAGCGCCCCCUCCUCCGCCGCGCUGCACCUCCUUCGUCUUCCCUUCCCCGACUGAAAGCUCGCCGCCGUUCAGAUCCGCUCACUCGGCGCUGCCCCGGACAGUUCCCCACGUCACCGAAGUCGGAGAAGCCGCGGGACCUCCACCUCCAACACGCCCUUCGCGUCCCUUUCUCCUCAUCGUCUCGUCCCUUCGCGUCUCCACUUCUCCCCGUCCCCCUCGCGGUUUUGCGCAUCUCUCUCUAUCUGCGCUCGCGGUGCUCGGCCAUGAUGGACUACCGCUUCGUGUACAAGGACGUGGAGGGGACGAGCACGCAGUGGGGCGACAGCCAGCGCCGCCUGGGGAAUCUACCCCCGAAGCCGGAGCCCUUCAAGUCGCCGGCUUUCGCUCCCAAGGUCGAGGCCGACGAGCAGCCCAAGUCCAAGGAAUGGCUUGACGCGCGUGAGCCCGAGGAGCUCGAGGAACUCGAGGAUGACCUGGACGACGACCGCUUUCUCGAGCAGUACAGGAAGAUGAGGCUUGCAGAGCUCAGGGAGGCAGCAAAAGCCGCACGAUUUGGCAGUUUAGUGCCAAUUACCGGAUCGGACUUCGUGCGUGAGGUGUCCCAGGCGCCAUCAGAUAUAUGGGUUAUCCAAACAGAAUAUGGAAUUUAAUUCAUGGAGAAAAAUUCCAUCCACACCCAAACAAAAAAAAUUGAAUUGAAUCAAAUUCUGAGUAAUUUA